AUUUUCUACGAAAUACACCAACCAUGGUCAAAUCAAAGGAAUUCCUCAAGAAACCGAAACUUCCUAAACAACAGAAAAAAUCNAAAGGUGCGGUCCUCGAACUUUUCCAUGCCAUCACCUCUUCGAAAAUCCUGUUGACUGCAGAUGAUUUCCAGGAGGCAGCCGACGUUGAGGAAGAAACCGGCGGCAAAUGGAGAGCUGGCGACCCUGCCAAAUCAAGCCGUGCCUUUGUCAGAGCUAUCGAGAUCUACAACAAUGGCUUGCAAAGACAUCCAAAAGAUGCCGAUCUAGCCUACAACAAGUACGAAACUUANGCUCGCCUCGAGUUUGAACUAUCACAACAGCCGACUCUGGUAGCCAAGCUCACAAUUCCUCUGCUCGAAUUUUUGCAGCAGGCUUUGACUUCUCAUCGUUAUGCUCUGCAACUCAAUGCCGAGUCGGCCGAUGUUCUCUUCAACACUGCUCAGGUCAUGAUCACUAUUGCAGAGCACGUCACAGAAGCAGGUAUAUUCAGCGCACAAGCCGAUUCGGUAGCACUUCUUCGUGAAGCUCUUGAAUUGCUAUCGGCAUGUUUCACUCGCCAGGAGAUGCUCGUGGAAGAGCAAAACGCAAUUGCUAGGGAGGCAGAAGGUGGUGUUGCAGUCCAGCAGCAAGCCCCACCAGCUGAGCCUGAGGCUUCUUCUUCUCGAACAGCAGAAGAUGCAGGCUCCGAGGGCGAGGAGGAAGGGGAAUAUGUUUCUGUGCAAGCAUACAUCACAUCCUCUGAUCUUCUGGACACGGCACGUUCUAGUCUGACUGCCUUGACCCUACUCAUCACACUCGACGACCCUUCCAACGUGUCUCCCCUGGCAAAAAUGGGAAUCACCCUGCUGGAGGACAAGAUUCCUCAAUACCUUUGCCAGAUCGAAGCCCAGGAGCGUGCCCAAGAGGAGCCUGAAGUCACUCUCGAACGUGCCCAGUUCCACGCAGCCCUCACAGUAGCAGACCUCAAGCUCGGCACCGCAACUGCAGACGACAGCCUCAGCCGUUUGCAACAAGCCUUCGAACCCCUCGACAUAACCACAAACGUAGCAGUGAUGUGUACCUAUUCCGACAGCCUCGUCGAACUCACAACCACAGCACAGAACUUCAGCCCUUCGAGCGCAGCAACAACAUGCUGGUCCACCCUAUCCAAAGCACAAGAUCUCUACGCCGCUGCAGUAAAGAUCAACGAUGCAGAAGCCAAAGCUCGUAAAGCACGUGUCUACGAGUCUCGUGGCGAUGUCGAGUUGUUGCGCUUCAACCUCGCCACCACACCUGCUGCUGGUCUCUCAACCGCCAUUCAGAAGAGUGCGCCUACAUUGAUCAAGAAUGCACAAACGUACUACCGUGGUGCCAUGAACCUAUUCCGUGCGGAGGGAGAUGCGGAAGCAGCUGCCAAGGCGGAAGUCAGAGGUUUGAUUGCCGCCAUGCUCGAAGGCAAGCUCAAUGGAAAUGUCGAGCAACAGAUAAUCGCCGCACUAGGCCAGAAAGGAGAAGCCGGAAGAGCUGUGGCCAUGGACAUGCUGAGAGAAAGCUUGUUGCCCGAAGACUGGGAUCAAGGCGUCAUG
Messenger RNA from Aureobasidium uvarum, 1589 nucleotides. Lineage: Eukaryota; Fungi; Ascomycota; Dothideomycetes; Dothideales; Saccotheciaceae. The record is from the annotation of a GenBank genome assembly.